AUGGCCGCAAAACGGCAAAACAUCGACUUAUUGAUUGGUAUUGCGAUCGGAUUAGCCUUCUCGGCUUCAACAAUAUCACUACUAAAUAGAUUUACGAGCUGGUUAGGGAGAAGGAAGAAGGAAGAUAUUGUAGACGGAGUGCCAGGUCUCAUAGGGAAUACACCUCUUUUGCGAAUCAAAUCCCUGAGCGAUGCUCUGGGUGUUGAUAUUCUGGGCAAAGCAGAGUUUCUCAACCCAGGAGGAAGUGUCAAAGACAGGGUCGCAAUGAAAAUCAUUGAUGAUGCGGAAGCGUCUGGGUACCUCAAACCGGGCAUUGGCUCGCGGAUAUUCGAAGGCACAGUCGGAUCAACUGGAAUAUCUAUUGCUACCCUGGCAGCAGCGAGAGGCUAUAAUACAACGAUCAUAAUGCCGGACGAUGUGGCAGCAGAAAAGGCUCUUGCAUUACGUGCUCUCGGAGCGGAUGUAGAAAAAGUUCGACCCGCCAGUAUCGUUGAUAAGAAGCAGUUUGUGAACUUGGCCAAGUCUAAAGCAGCGGCAUAUGGCACCAACGCCCGUAGCCUCCCUGGUCUUGAUGGUGUUGUGAGCUCUGACCAGGAUCUCGAUGCCAAAGACCAGCCUCGUGGGUUUUUUGCCGAUCAGUUUGAGAAUAGAAGCAACUUCGAGGCACACUAUCAAGGUACAGGACCAGAGAUUUGGAGGCAAUCUGGUUGUAAGGUGGAUGCCUUUGUCUCGGGGGCUGGGACUGGGGGAACGAUUGCGGGUGCUGGACAAUAUCUCAGGGAAAAGAACCCGAAGAUCAUCGUCGUUUUAUCUGAUCCAGAAGGCUCGGGGCUUUACAAUAAGGUAAAACAUGGAGUCAUGUUUGACGCGAAGGAGUCAGAAGGUCGAAAGCGUCGGCACCAAGUGGACACGGUGGUCGAGGGAAUAGGGAUCAAUAGGCUGACCAAAAACUUCGAAUACGCACUCCCAAUUAUCGACGAUGCGAUUCGAGUAUCCGAUGUCGAGGCUGUAAGCAUGUCGAGAUUCAUCGUCAAAAAUGACGGUCUGUUCCUCGGUUCUAGUAGUGCUUGUAAUCUUGUCGCUGCGGUCAAAGUUGCCAAACGCCUUCCUCGUUCGGGACGCGUAGUGACUAUUCUUUCUGGAACGACGAAUACCUGGAAGCGGCAGGAAUCAGAGUAG
This is a messenger RNA of Serendipita indica DSM 11827, 1179 nucleotides long. Lineage: Eukaryota; Fungi; Basidiomycota; Agaricomycetes; Sebacinales; Serendipitaceae. The record is from the annotation of a GenBank genome assembly.